This is a messenger RNA of Nezara viridula (southern green stink bug), 564 nucleotides long. Lineage: Eukaryota; Metazoa; Arthropoda; Insecta; Hemiptera; Pentatomidae. The record is from the annotation of a GenBank genome assembly.
AUGAACCAAAGCUGGAGUGACUGGAUCUACCAAGUGCCCGCUAUUCUAGUUCUUGCUAUUAAUCUCCUCUUCUUGGUCCGCAUCAUGUGGGUGCUGAUCACUAAGCUGAGGUCGGCGAACAACGCAGAGACGGAGCAAUACAGGAAGGGCUGCAAGGCACUCCUAGUCCUCAUCCCCCUGCUAGGCAUCACCUACAUCCUCUUCAUCGCCGGCCCCCAGUCAGCCGUCUACAGCAACAUCAGGGCCCUACUCUUGUCAACACAGGGACUGUCGGUGGGCCUGCUGUACUGCUUCCUGAACACAGAGGUGCAGAACACCCUGAGGCACCGGUGGCUGCGGUGGAGGGAGGAGCGCUCAUUGGCCACCAGGGCCUAUGCCAAGGAUAUGUCCCCCAACACCAGGACAGAGAGUAUCAGGUAAUCACUACUUGAUAUAUUCAGUGCUACGUUUCUAGCUAUCAGCUUUUUUUGAAGGCGGAAGUGAAGGGGAUGUACAAUGAUCUUACUAGAGUGAUAUUUAGGAAUAAAGUUUCAUUCCAAUCCCAAGACAUUGAGAUCCAAUUUG